AUGGCUGUCAAUACAAAGCCAGUUGUAAUGAAGAGUCCAUCAAAUGAUCAACAAAUGAGACCAACGGAUGAAACACAAGAAGUGAAUCAAAGUAUUAAUGAUAACAACAAUGACGUGAAUGAAGACAUGUUUGCCAUCAAUGGUCUUGAGUUGGGAACCGUUAUCAAAGAAGAACCCGAAGAUUACUCUCUGGAACCGAUGAAUACACAACUCAUUAAUAAAUCCUCAAUAAGUUUAAUGAAUACAGAAAUGCAAACACAAGUGAACAGCACUUCAAAGCCAUCGACUUCUCAAUCAUCACAAGAGAUGGUAAACAUAGACUCGAAUGAAGACUUGACGGAAAUAUCAUUAAUUGAAUCGAUGUCUCAAUUCUUGUGUAAAAAUAAGUCUGAAAGACAGAAAUGCUUUGAUUUAAAUACAAAUGCAUUCAUUUGUCCCAUAAAUGAGUGUCACAUGUGUUUCCAAACGGACAACAACUUUGUUAAGCAUUUCUAUAGAAAACAUACUUCAAGACAAUACAAGUGCACUCAUGAGGGCUGUGGUAAAGCCUAUAAAACAAUAGAUGGUUUAAAAAAACAUGUAUUGGUUCACAAAAAUAUCAAAUCAUUUCAUUGUCCACACAAUGGCUGUCAAUACAAAGCCAGUUGUGAGGAAUAUUUGAAACGACAUCUGAAGAGACACUCAACGGAUAAAGUCUUGAGAUGUGAUGUCAAUGGAUGUGAUUAUAAGACCUGUCAUAACGAGUAUUUGUCAAAACACAUGAAAACACAUCACAACAUAAUUAAAUCAUAUGAAUGUCAUUAUAACGGCUGUCAAUAUAAAUGCGUUAACAAUAAGUUAUUGACAUCACAUCUGAAGACACACUCAACAGUAGGAAUAGUUGAAGUGAGCACAUGUACUGUCAGUGACUGUCAGACGGCACUCUUGAAUGUCUACCGUUUGACACACGGGUCCGAACCCAUCAUCACGUGUGGGGUCGACGGCUGUAAUUAUAUGUCUCAUACGUAUUCCCAACGCGUGAGACAUCGGGUGUCGGUUCACAGCCGACGGUCGCAUAGCUAUCGCAGAGGAAAACAAUGUGAAUGGAAGGCAAAAACAACGACACAAGAAGUGAUGCAAACAAUGCGUGACAACACUGAAGGAGUAAAUGAAGACAUGUUUGACAACAACAGCAAACCCGUGGAAACCAGACUUAUUGUCGGCAAAUCCCAGAGCUUGGAGUUGAAGUGUGGGGUCACUGACUGUCAGAUGAUAUUCGCAUCAAAAGAGGAUUUGUAUAAACAUUUAGAUAAACACAUGAAUGAUCUCGAGUUGAGAUCAGUUGUCUGUGAAGAACCCGAAAAUAAUUGUGUGGAACCAUUGAAUACAGAAAUGGAAACACUAUUGAACAGCACUUCAAAGCCAUCGACAUCUCAAUCAUCACAACAAUUGGUGGUAAACGAAGACAUAAAUUGA
Molecule: messenger RNA, 1455 nt
Organism: Medioppia subpectinata
Lineage: Eukaryota; Metazoa; Arthropoda; Arachnida; Sarcoptiformes; Oppiidae
Source: the annotation of a GenBank genome assembly